Messenger RNA from Columba livia (rock pigeon), 383 nucleotides. RefSeq names its product ral guanine nucleotide dissociation stimulator-like 1. The record is from RefSeq and is a predicted model, not a curated record. Gene Ontology annotation, biological process: Ras protein signal transduction; positive regulation of GTPase activity. The coding region runs from base 2 to 253 and encodes 83 amino acids. Gene Ontology annotation, molecular function: guanyl-nucleotide exchange factor activity. NCBI's taxonomy places the organism in Eukaryota, Metazoa, Chordata, Aves, Columbiformes, Columbidae. The transcript is spliced from 3 exons. Gene Ontology annotation, cellular component: plasma membrane.
AAUGCUGAUGUUCGAGGAGCUCUCAGAAAUCUUCUCCGACUCUGACAACUUUGCGACGAGCAGGGAGCUGCUGCUGAAGGGAGUCACCCAAGGCACGGUACCUUACCUGGGUACCUUCCUCACAGACCUCGUCAUGCUGGACACAGCCCUUCAGGACUAUCUCGAGGGCGGCCUGAUCAACUUUGAGAAGCGGCGAAGGGUGAGUGGAACGUUGACUGUUCUGUGGUCGUUAGUUGCUGACGCUCUCUGCUAGAGCGUUCUCUUGGCGAGGCCUGUUGUCUUUGCUCGGGCGUAUCCAACAGCCGCUCACGUUACUGCAGAUGGUGAGUGUGAGUGUGAGCGCACGACGUGCAGAGCCGGGGAGGAUCAGGCUCUGCUGUCAU